Diabrotica balteata is the source of this 1927-nucleotide messenger RNA. NCBI's taxonomy places the organism in Eukaryota, Metazoa, Arthropoda, Insecta, Coleoptera, Chrysomelidae. The record is from the annotation of a GenBank genome assembly.
GUAGUGGUGGACCUGUUCUGUUCACAUUUAGACUGUCAACAUGGCGUCAAUUCUUAAAUUUUCUCGAUCUUUUGCAAAAUUACCAAAAUACGAAACUGCAUUAAAAGCCUGUAGACAAAAUAUUAUUAGAGGAGCAGCCACCCAGCCAGAUUCACAAACUGUUGUUCUAAAUGUACCACCAACAAAAGUCAGCACUUUGAAAAAUGGCAUCAGAGUAGCUACUGAAGAUUGGGGUUCCCAGACUGCCACAGUAGGUAUUUGGAUUGAUGCUGGCAGUAGGUAUGAGGAUGAUAAAAAUAAUGGAGUUGCCCAUUUCAUGGAACACAUGGCAUUUAAGGGUACCAGUAAAAGAACCCAAAGUCAGUUAGAAAUUGAAAUUGAAGACCUAGGCGCCCAAUUGAAUGCCUACACAAGCAGAGAACAGACAGUAUAUUAUUCCAAAUGUUUAGCCAAAGAUGUACCAAAAGCUAUUGAAAUCUUGGCUGAUAUCAUCCAGAAUGCCAAAUUGGGAGAGGCCGAAAUCGAACGAGAAAGAGGUGUAAUCCUUAGGGAAAUGCAAGAAGUCGAAUCUAAUUUACAAGAAGUUGUGUUUGAUCAUUUACAUGCUAUUGCUUACCAAGGAACACCUUUAGCUAAUACUAUCUUAGGUCCCACUGCCAACAUUAGGACAAUCAACUCCACAGAUCUUAGAAAUUACCUUGACAACCACUACAAAGCUAGCAGAAUUGUUGUUGCUGGAGCAGGUGGAAUUGAACAUCAAGAUUUAGUGAAACUCGCUGAGAGCCAUCUGGGUUCCUUAAACAAUACUUAUCCAGGAAAAGUUCCAGUAAUUGCUCCAUGUCGUUUCACUGGAUCAGAAAUCAGAGUCAGAGAUGAUUCCCUGCCUUUGGCCCAUAUUGCAAUUGCUGUUGAAGGCGCUGGUUGGUCUGACCCUGAUACCCUUACAUUGAUGGUUGCUUCUACAUUGUUGGGUGCUUGGGACAGGUCCCAAGCCUCCGCCAAACAGAAUGCUACCAACUUGGCUAGAGCUAGUGGUGAAGGUGACUUGUGUCAUUCCUACCAAAGCUUCAACACCUGCUAUAAGGAUACUGGUUUAUGGGGAGUGUAUUUCGUCUCAGAUCCUCUUAAGAUUGAGGACAUGGUCUUUAACAUUCAACAAGAAUUCAUGAGACUCUGCACUUCCGUAACUGAAGCUGAGGUUGAGCGUGCUAAAGCUCUCCUUACUGCCAACACUCUUCUUCAACUUGACACUACCAGUGCAGUAUGUGAGGAUAUUGGUCGUCAAUUGCUCUGCUAUGGCAGAAGACUCCCACCCCACGAAUUGGCCCACCGAAUCAACAGCAUCACCGCCAAAAACGUUAAAGAUGUAUGCUACAAGUAUUUAUAUGACAGAUGUCCAGCUGUUGCAGGUGUAGGACCAGUAGAACAGUUGCCCGACUACAACGUCGUCAGGUCACAAAUGUACUGGCUUAGAGUUUAAGAAGGUUCAACCUUAAUAACAGGAAUGAUGGAUGACUGUUAAGAAUUGAUUUUAUUAAUUUCUGCUGCUUAUCUAGGCUUUUAGCACUGUCUAUGAUUACUAGUAAAAUAAAACAUUUCUGUAAAUAUUGUGAUUUAUGAUAUAAAAGAGAAGGGAAAAGUUUGAUAGACUGUAAAUUCUAAACCAAAAACCAGAAAAUGGAGUUUGAUACUCUAAUGAAAAAACUGGAUAAAUGCAUAUUUUAAUUGAGAAAUUAACAAUUGCUUUUGUGUACUAGUAUUCAUCAUUUUUGUUAAUAAACUCUUAGCGAAAUUUUUUCCCAGAUAUUUUUUAAUUCCUGUACGAUCCACAUCUUGUAAUAUAUUAAUUUAAUUUAUAAAAUAUGUUGUCUAAAUGUAAGUACUUUACGUCGUUUUUAUUAAAAUAAAGAAUUAAAAAGGUGCGUGA